This is a messenger RNA of Camellia sinensis, 2233 nucleotides long. The record is from RefSeq and is a predicted model, not a curated record. NCBI's taxonomy places the organism in Eukaryota, Viridiplantae, Streptophyta, Magnoliopsida, Ericales, Theaceae.
GAGGAAACUUUCCGUUUGUUCUUCUCAGAAUUUGUCUCGCAAUAAAUGCUCUCUCUGCUGAGGGAUCAGAAAAUGGAGGAGAAUGCAGGUCUGAUCGGAGAUUGAAGAAUUCGGAGACACAAACCUGGCCAGAGGCAGCAAGAUGGAGAACGGGACAGAGGAUUGGGACAGGGAAGGGGAACAGAGUAUCCCUACCCCUCUCGCUUCUCUUUCUCUUUCUUCUUUUCAGAGCUUGUCUCUCUACGGAGCUCGCCAUAAAUGCUCUGUUUCUCACAGCCCUAUCUAUAGCUUCUCUUUCUCUGAUCUCUCUGCUGAGGGAUCAGAAAAUGGAGGAGAAUGCAGGUCUGAUCGGAGAUUGAAGAGGUCGGAGACAGAAACCUGGCCAGAGGCAGCUAGAUGGAGAACGGGACAGAUGGUUGGGACAGGGAAGGGCAACAGAGUAUCCCAACCCCUCUCGCUUCUCUUUUUCUUUCUUCUUUUCAGAGCUUGUCUCUCUACGGAGCUCGCCAUAAAUGCUCUGUUCCUCACAGCCCUAUCUAUAGCUUCUCUUUCUCUUUGUUAUUCUCAGAACUUGUCUUCUUGUUUGUAUAUACUCCUUCAUAUUUGACUCUCAGAACUUGUCUCUUCGUUCUUAUUUAUAUACUCCUCCGUAUUUGAUUACAAACACAAGCUUGAAAAUCUUCAACUGCUCUUCCAUGGAUGUUGAGGCCAUGGAUGUUGAGGAGAACCCGUUGAGAAAACGAAGGCGUAAUGUUCUAUGUGUAGAGAAGAAAGCAAGAAUAAAAUUCACAGAGAAGAGUUUUGAACCAGAGGAAGGAGAGGAAGAAGAGAAAGUAAAGCAAGGUUAUACUUCCUUGUGUGGUUUUGAAGAUGAUCGGUUCGAUAAAGUUCCGAUCAGUAUUUCAGAAGAAGAAAUUGAAGAGGAAGCUCUUCGUCUUAAGAGAAUGCGUUUGCUAACGCAUUCUGCUUUUCUGAGAAUAUAUUUCUUAAAAAAACUAAAUCGCCAGAGAUGCAUCUCUAUCACCGAAAGAAUUCCACGACCGUUUCGAAAGUGGGUUAAAUACCGACUAUUGAAAAGGUGGGUAUUUGACUCAUCUGGUAUGAAGGUUGUGGGUUUCAGCGAUGAUGUUUGCUCUGUUUUUAAGCAGAUUGGUGGUGGUUUGAAGGAACUCCUCUACCGUCGUGAGUUUCAUGGCAGCCUACCUACUGGGGUGAUGGUGUCGCGGAGUCAAAUGGUCAAGUUUGUCAACUUGACCAGUUUUGCUAGCCCCCCUUCGCAAGUCGAUUUCGAAUCUGGUUUGAAGAAAGAUAUUGAAGAUUUCAAACAACUUGUUCUGAAGAUAAAAUUGCCCAGAAACUCAACUACUCCGAUUGUUUUGACUUUGUUUUGCCGUCUAUGUGAUAACGCCCAACUAACCACGGGAGUUGAGCUUGUGGACUUAGCUUUCUUCAUUUACAGUAACGCCCUUUUUCAUGAUGAUAACGACCGUUGCUAUUUUUUCAUAAGCGUUUGGGACUUUAUUAAGGCCAAUCUGCACAAAGGUCUGUCCAUUCUUCGUUUCGAUAAGGGUGUUGUUAAUAUGAGAGGGUGGCGGAGUUCUUUGCGAGACCCGCGAUUUUCUGCAUUGAAACGUGCUAGCCGACGCAAGGGUCAGUCAUACCACAAAGCCUUCGGUAUUGUUAAAUUUCAUAGAAACUUUAUGGUGCACGUAGACAGUUAUUUGAAAAUACCAGCACUCCGUCGGCUAACAUAUGCUACCAAGUUACUAAGGGAAGCAUUUUCUGAUUUUCCGGCAAAGUUUUUUUAUUUGGUUGCCACUCUUAUUCGACGACGUCAGGCCAAGUUUGGACCUGAUGGUUUGGUGUCACACAUCCGAAGGACAGUAACCUCAUGUUCUACUUUUUCAUGAAAUGCCAAUUUUUCAGGACAGCUGGGCGAUGCUAUGCGGUUCCUGAUUUCUGUGCUGUCAUUUUGCUUCUGUAAGUUUUUUUUUUAGAUGAACAAUUAUGAUGGUUGUUUUUUUUGAAUGAUUGUAAAAGAAGCUAUGGUGGUUUUAUGGUGGUUUUUUUUUUGUGAGGGUGAUUGCAAUUUGAAUGUGUUGGUGGAUGACUUCUUUCCGCUAUACCUAAAAGGAAUAUGUUGGUGGAUCAUUGUAUUUUUCAUGCUUUUGGCUUCGGAGAACAUGAUUUGUUUUGUUUUUUAGAAUGAUGAUUUGUUUUGUUUUUUAGAAUG